Molecule: messenger RNA, 2283 nt
Organism: Branchiostoma floridae (Florida lancelet)
Lineage: Eukaryota; Metazoa; Chordata; Leptocardii; Amphioxiformes; Branchiostomatidae
Product: chromatin modification-related protein eaf-1-like
Exons: 23
Coding region: 1-2283 (760 amino acids)
Source: RefSeq, a predicted model, not a curated record
AUGUCUGGAAAUGUAGAGAUGAGGAAGGAGAGAACCAAGAAGAACAGCCAGGAGAGAGGGGAGAACACCACCCCCCCAAUCAGCAGUCAAGACACCUCCCCCCAGCCCCCCAGCAGUGGCAAGCUUUCCCCCCAGCCCCCCAUCGAUGACCCCGACCCCCGGUCGGUAACAGAUGUGAGCCAGUCUGCACAGGCAGAACAGAUCAGGCAGACUUACACUAAGGAGGCAGUAGACAGCCACACCAACAAAGAGCUUGAGGAAGAGGCAGAAGAGGAGGAAUCCGAAUUGGGCCGACUUCUUCGUGAGUUCGAGAAGGACCUUCAGAGAGUGGAAAGCCGAAUGCAAGUACUUGAUGACUGGCUGUCUGAUGAAGAUGAGGAGGAGGCAGAAGAGGAGAAGGCAGAAGUAGAUAUCCUCGUAGGUGAAGCGGACAUGGACCUUCAGAGAGUGGUGCAGGCUGAGGCACAGCAGGGAGCUGCACAGAUGGCCACAACAAUGGUGCAUGAGGUGCAGGCUGAGGCACAGCAGGGAGCUGCACAGAUGGCCACAACAAUGGUGCAUGAGGUGCAGGCUGAGGCACAGCAGGGAGCUGCACAGAUGGCCACAACAAUGGUGCAUGAGGUGCAGGCUGAGGCACAGCAGGGAGCUGCACAGAUGGCCACAACGAUGGUGCAUGAGGUGCAGGCUGAGGCACAGCAGGGAGCUGCACAGAUGGCCACAACGAUGGUGCAUGAGGUGCAGGCUGAGGCACAGCAGGGAGCUGCACAGAUGGCCACAACAAUGGUGCAUCAGGUGCAGGCUGAGGCACAGCAGGGAGCUGCACAGAUGGCCACAACAAUGGUGCAUCAGGUGCAGGCUGAGGCACAGCAGGGAGCUGCACAGUUGGACACAACAAUGGUGCAUCAGGUGCAGGCUGAGGCACAGCAGGGAGCUGCACAGAUGGACACAACAAUGGACCAUCAGGUGCAGGCUGAGGCACAGCAGGGAGCUGCACAGAUGGCCACAACGAUGGUGCAUCAGGUGCAGGCUGAGGCACAGCAGGGAGCUGCACAGGUGGACACAACAAUGGACCAUCAGGUGCAGGCUGAGGCACAGCAGGGAGCUGCACAGGUGGACACAACAAUGGACCAUCAGGUGCAGGCUGAGGCACAGCAGGGAGCUGCACAGAUGGCCACAACAAUGGACCAUCAGGUGCAGGCUGAGGCACAGCAGGGAGCUGCACAAAUGGACACAGUGAUGGUGCAUCAGGUGCUGGAUGAAAUGGAGAAGCUUAAACCUCCCUCCUGCACCUUGUGUUACAGCAAGAACCAUCUUCAGCAGUCUGACCAGGAAACUGACGUGCUGCAGUACUUCCCAAGCUUCCAUGGAACCAAGGAGGAGCAGCUACAGGAAGAGCUGGAGCAGAUGGAGUUCAUGAAGAAUGAGGCACAGUGCCAGCUGGAGCACGAGAUGGAGAAGAACCAGAAACUGCAAGAACAGUUGGACAGUGUCUCUGGUGUGGUCAAUGAACUGAAUGAUUCCCUGCGCCAAACAACAAGGACACUUGAAUCCCAACAGGCAGCCCACUGGGAGGCAGAAGACCAACUAAAGAAGAAACUCCGAGAGAGCCAGGAGAAGUUGGAUUGUACCAACAAGGGCAUCUACAGUGCCGACGAGCGAUUAUGUUCCAUGGACGUGGUUAUGAACCUUCAGAUGAAAGAGCUGUCGGAGCAGGGUGCGUAUCUUGAGGCGUUGAGGAGGAAGUACAUAAGACUACGGGAAGAGCACAACAACAUGAUCAACAUCAACAACAGGAAGGCAGACAUAACUAUCCAGGAACUCCAGGCCGCACUUCAGCAUGCGUACAGCUACCUCGGGCCCCUGAGCAACAAACACCGGACACUUGCAAUAACGAAGGCCAGCAUCAUCUCCAUUGAGCCCUUCUCCAAACAAAGGCUCGCUGUUUCAGCGCCCGAAGUGUUCUCCUUGGAACCCCCCUCCUCUCAGUGCCUGUUGGAUCAUGUGACCAACCUGAAGCUGCAGCCCACUAGGUGCAAUGGUGGUGGCGACUUGGAGCUGGAUGCAUUUGAGGUAGUCCGCCUGGAGUCAGAGCUGGUAGCAGAGCGGCUGCUCCUUGAAGACUUGACCCAUGCGAAUAAGAGCUUGAAAGAAGACCUGGACAAGGCGCAGAAGAAAUACAGCACCACAAGGGCAGAUCUCCUGAACAAGGACAACGAGAUCAAAGAUCUUCACACACAGCUAGAAUGCCUAAAGAAAGAACUCGACACAGCACAGAAAAAGUAA